GCACCACGGGCAUGACAGCAGAGACACAGGGAUUCUCAUCUACUGGACCCCUGGUCACCACCAGCUUCACCCUGUUGCCACACUGCCUGAGGACCUGCGCCACCUGCUCACUGCCCAUACCAUACAGGGCAGAACAUGGUUUUAUUAUCUGGCAUGUGAUAUACUGGAUUUGUGAGGAGAACACUCAAGAAUCCCACUCUCUUCUCAAGCCAAGAUUCUGGAAGUCCAGUGCAGCAGGACCCUUCGUCUUGUGGGAAGAGUGGCGCAGUGGAGGGAACCGUGCCAUAAAGGAAGCACCCAAUUCGGGCAUUUGCCACUAAAAGACUGAGCACUGAACUCAACUGGGAACUUCAGCAGGGGGCGGUAAGAGGAGGAGGCCAUGUGGACCGCACGCCUGCUAGUCCUCGCCAGCCUCUUCGCACCAGCCGCUCUGGCCUUCAGUCGAGCACCCAUCCCCAUGGCAGUGGUGAGGAGGGAGCUGUCGUGCGAGAGUUACCCAAUCGAGCUUCGCUGCCCGGGCACCGACGUCAUCAUGAUCGAAAGCGCCAACUACGGUCGCACCGAUGACAAGAUCUGUGACGCAGACCCAGCACAGAUGGAGAACACAAGGUGUUACCUGCCAGAUGCAUACAAGAUCAUGUCACAAAGAUGUAAUAACCGGACCCAGUGUGCUGUUGUGGCUGGACCAGACGUAUUUCCUGACCCGUGCCCUGGAACCUACAAAUAUCUGGAAGUCCAAUAUGAAUGUGUACCUUACAAAGUGGAACAAAAAGUAUUCCUGUGCCCAGGGCUUCUGCGCAGGGUGUACCAGAGCGAGCACCUCUUCGAAUCUGACCACCAGUCCGGAGCCUGGUGCAAAGACCCCCUCCAAGCCUCCGAUAAGAUCUACUACAUGCCGUGGACACCCUAUCGCACCGAUACGUUGACCGAAUACUCCUCCAAAGAAGACUUCAUUGCUGGGAGGCCGACGACAACCUACAAACUCCCACAUCGUGUUGAUGGAACUGGCUUUGUGGUCUAUGAUGGGGCGCUCUUCUUCAACAAGGAGCGCACCCGCAAUAUUGUCAAGUUUGACCUGCGGACUCGUAUCAAGAGCGGAGAGGCCAUCAUCGCCAACGCCAACUACCAUGACACGUCUCCGUACCGCUGGGGAGGGAAAUCAGACAUUGACUUGGCUGUAGAUGAAAAUGGCCUUUGGGUGAUUUAUGCCACUGAGCAGAACAACGGACGGAUCGUCAUCAGCCAGCUCAAUCCCUACACGCUACGUGUUGAGGGGACCUGGGACACAUCUUACGACAAGCGCUCAGCGUCCAACGCCUUCAUGAUCUGUGGAAUCCUCUAUGUAGUAAAGUCAGUGUAUGAGGAUGAUGACAAUGAAGCAACAGGAAACAAGAUUGACUACAUCUACAACACAGAACUAAGUAAAGAUGGGUAUCUGGACAUCCCUUUCCCCAACUCCUAUCAGUACAUCGCUGCUGUGGAUUAUAAUCCCAGAGACAACCUGCUGUAUGUUUGGAACAAUUACCAUGUGGUGAAAUACUCUCUGGACUUUGGAGCGUUGGACAACAGACUUGAAACUUCCUCCUCUGUAAUGGUGUACAUGGACACGACGACCACGAUGACGAGGACCACCACUCGGCCUACCACGGUCACCAUGACGACCACGACAGCCUGGACUACUACUACUAAGGUGCCUGCAACAACACCUGCAAUUGCCCAGUGGCCUCGGACCACGUCGACAGUGGUGGCCCCAGUCCAGACGCUGGUGGAAGGUGUGGUCCCAGAAGACGACGACAAAGCACCUCCUUCGUCCAAGCUUCCCAACAUCAGGGUGGAGUACUGCAAUCCCCUGGUGAUGAUGGACAUCUCCUGGCCGAAGACCAAGCAGGGUUUAGUGGCCAAGAUGCCCUGUCCACCUGGAACCAUAGGCAUGGCCUCAUACAUGUGCAUGGGUCCAGAGGGAUACUGGGACCCCCAGGGACCCGACUUUAGCAACUGUACCUCCCCCUGGGUCAACCUCAUCAGCCAGAAGCUUAAAGCCGGGGAGACAGCUGCAGUUAUUGCCCGGGAGUUGGCAGAGCAAACUAAGAGUAAUCUGCAGGCUGGGGACAUCACCUACACUGUGAAGGCCAUGGUUCAGCUGGUGGACCUCCUUGAUGUGCAGCUGAGGAACCUUACGCCAGGUGGCAAGGAUAGCGCAGCCCGAAGCCUCAACAAGCUGCAGAAAAGAGAGCGCUCUUGCCGGUUUUAUGUUCAGGCCAUGGUGGAGACGGUCAACAAUUUGCUGCAACCGCAGGCCCAGGCGGCGUGGAGGGAGCUGAGCACUGGCGAGCAGCUGAGGGCCGCCACUAUGUUGCUGGACACGGUGGAGCAAGGGGCCUUCGUACUCGCGGACAACCUGCUGAAGACGGACAUUGUGCAAGAGAACACCGACAACAUCCAGCUGGAGGUAGCGAGGAUGAGCACAGAUGGGAAUUUGCCAGAUCUGAAGUUCCCACAAACUGGAGGACAAGGCAACUCGAUCCACCUCUCUGCUAACACGCUAAAGCAGCACGGACGAAAUGGUGAGAUUCGGAUAGCAUUCGUCUUAUACAAACACAUCGGAGUCUACCUUUCAACGGAGAAUGCCAGCAUGAAGCUGGGCAGUGAAGCCAUGGCUACCAAUUACUCUGUCAUUGUCAACUCACCGGUUAUAACGGCUGCCAUCAACAAGGACUCUAACAAAGUCUACCUCUCAGACCCAGUCAUUUUUACCAUCAGACAUCUUCAGCAAUCUGAGGAGAACUUCAACCCCAACUGUUCAUUCUGGAGUUACUCCAAGAGAACAAUGACCGGUUACUGGUCGACGCAGGACUGUCGUUUGCUAGGCACCAACAGGACACACACCACAUGCUCCUGCACCCAUCUAACCAAUUUUGCUGUCCUCAUGGCUCAUGUGGAUGUCAAGAAUACAGACCCUGUUCACGACAUGCUCCUGGAUGUCAUUACCUGGGUCGGGAUCCUGCUGUCCUUGGUCUGCCUCCUCAUCAGCCUCUUCACCUUCUGCUUCUUCCGUGGCCUCCAGAGCGACCGCAACACCAUCCAUAAGAACCUGUGCAUCAGCCUGUUCAUUGCUGAGUCCCUGUUCCUGGUGGGCAUCAAUCGGGGUGACCAGCCGAUUGCUUGUGCCGUCUUUGCCGCCCUGCUCCACUUCUUCUUCCUGGCAGCGUUCACCUGGAUGUUCCUGGAGGGCGUCCAGCUCUACAUCAUGCUGGUGGAGGUGUUCGAGAGUGAGCACUCGCGCCGCCGCUACUUCUACCUGGUGGGCUACGGAGUUCCCGCGCUAAUUGUGGCCGUUUCAGCUGCGGUUGACUACCGAAGUUACGGCACCGACCGAGUUUGCUGGCUUCGCCUGGACACCUACUUCAUUUGGAGUUUCAUAGGACCGGCAACCUUGAUAAUUAUGCUCAAUGUAAUCUUCCUAGGCAUCGCUCUCUACAAGAUGUUCCAUCACACGGCCAUCUUGAAACCAGACUCCGGUUGCCUGGACAACAUCAAAUCAUGGGUGAUCGGGGCCAUUGCCUUGCUAUGUCUGCUGGGCCUGACCUGGGCCUUUGGCCUGAUGUAUGUCAACGAGAGCACGGUGGUUAUGGCCUACCUGUUCACCAUCUUCAACUCCCUGCAAGGAAUGUUCAUCUUCAUCUUCCACUGUGUCCUGCAGAAGAAGGUGCGUAAGGAGUAUGGAAAAUGCCUGCGUACUCACUGCUGCAGUGGGAAAAGUGUGGACAGCUCCAUUGGCUCUGGAAAAGGCACCGCCUCUCGUGCUCCGGGACGUUACUCUACAGGGUCACAGAGCCGCAUCCGUCGAAUGUGGAAUGACACAGUCAGAAAACAGUCCGAGUCCUCCUUUAUGACCGGCGACAUCAACAGCUCUGCGUCACUCAACAGAGAGGGAAUCCUGAACAAUGCCCGGGAUACAAGUGUCAUGGAUACUCUACCACUGAAUGGUAACCAUGGCAACAGCUACAGCAUCGCCAGUGCUGAGUACAUGAGUGACUGCGUCCAGAUUAUUGACCGGGGCUACAAUCACAAGGAGACCACCCUGGAAAAGAAGAUCCUGAAAGAGCUCACCUCCAAUUAUAUCCCCUCCUACCUCAACAAUUCCCAUGAGCGCUCAGCCGAGCAUAACCGGAACCUCAUGAAUAAGCUGGUCAAUAAUGUUAGCAAUGGUGGCAAGGACAGUGGCUAUGGGAUGGGCUUGGGAGUGGGGAUGGGCAUGAAUGUUGCACUGAGCCUGGAUGACCACUCCACCUUUGGUCCGCACCACGACGAAGGCCUGGGCCUGGAGUUAAUCCGCGAAGAGUCUAAUGCCCCGUUGUUGCCUCAAAGACCACCUCCUUCCCUGCAGGCAGUGGACAACCUUCACAGUCACCUCCACCAGUCAGUGCCACCACCACUCCCACUGCCCCACCACCCCUUCUCGUCCGCCACCACUUCCUCCUCGUCUCGAAGGAGGAUCCCCCAGGAGAACAGCGAAAGUUUCUUUCCCUUACUUACUAACGAGCACACCGAAGAAGAGGGCUCGUCACCCACCCACAAUCACCAGAGAGAUUCUCUCUACACCAGCAUGCCCAUGCUGCCUGGCCUGCCCGAUGUGUCUGCAGAGUCUGCUGAUGGCUCCAAGGAUGGCGGGGAUGCCAAGAGCCCAGAGGCCAGCUCGGACGACGUUUACUACAAGAGCAUGCCCAACUUGGGCUCACGUAACCACCUGCAUCAGCUGCACUCCUACUACCAGCUAGGACGGGGCAGCAGCGAUGGCUUCAUUGUGCCCCCAAACAAAGAGGAUCUAUCUCCAGAAGAGGCCCACCAGGAGCCCUCGCACCUGGUCACCAGCCUAUAGGCCCAAACACCCUCCCACUAGUGUCCCUGCUAUUACUGUAGUCCUUCUCUUCCCCAUGUCCUCUUGUUCCAUCAGUCGUUGGCAGUGGUAGCCUUUCUUUUUAUUCUGUGUUCCGAAGACUGAGGCGGAGCAAGUAACUGUACUCUCGCUGUUACUGACCACAACCAGGAUCAUAAUUGCGACGUAUGGGGGGGCUAAAAUGUGACUAGAUUUGGUUAGAUAAUGCGGGAAUCUGUUGAUGUUGUGUCCACACCCCACCCCCCCAGACCCUGUGUGGUUUGGCGUGUUUUGUCUCGGUGUGAAAAGAGACAAUUACUCACACAGGAUUUUUAGGUCUCAGAAAUAGAGUCUGACAGAACUGCAUUGCCCCGAACUAAACAAGUCUAAGUUAUAGACUUCACCAGAAUAAACGGGAAAUUUAAAAAAGGACUAUUUUAUUAUACUUCUGUAUCUAUAUUGACUUUUUGAAAGAUUUUCUUCCUCUUUGGUGAGUUGCAGCACAUUUUGUUUGCUGAAGUGUCCCUUCAAUGAAAAUAAAGAGAAAAAAAAACAAAAAAAAAACAAACAAAAAAAAACACCACACACAUUUUGAACAGUUACCAUGAAAGAAUUAUUGAUCGUAUGCUUUCAAGCAUAGCUGUUCUUUUUUCUUUCAUUUUACUGUAAUAACAGUUGUUAAAAGAGGGAGAAAAAACUAAUAAGAGAAUUAUGAGAUAUUUCUAUGUAAUUGUACAGAUAACUAGCAUUGCACAUAAUAGUAUGCUUUUUUUGUUCCGAGCAAACCCUUUGUCUCUGUAAAUGUAGUGGUUAGGAGCAAUUUUGUUCUGUUGUGCUGGCCUUUCUGGGUUUCUGGUACCAGUCUGUUUUUUUUCUUUUAUCACUUUCCAAGAGAUGACCAUCUAAAUAGAAACAAAAUAACACAAAAAAUAUCACAACAAAACACUUAUUGUGAAGGCAUUUUUGUGUAAAUUAUUCACCUAUGUUUUCAGGUCUGUUUUCUGUUUCUGUUUGAUUUCUUUUCGCUGUUUUCUUUCUUUCUUUUUUCUUUUUUACUGUGUAGAUAGCAGAGCUCUGAUUCACAGAUCAUUGAGGAGACAGAUUCAGUCCAAGUUAAUCAUGAGGUGUCCCUCAGAAAGGUUCAUAGUGCAUUCUGCAUCUCUAUUGGUAUUCAGAAAAUGCUUGUGCUUCUCAAAAAGAGAACAAAUUGAACAUUGAUGAGCACUAGGCACUUGUACAAAAAAGAAAGAUGGCUGUUUUACUUAUUAAAGAAAGAGCUUUUGGAGUGAGAAAAACUGGAAGUGUUUUUCUUUUUCUUCAUCAAGGAGAAAAUAUAUUUAUUUAUUUGUUCAAAUAAACAGUAAUAAAAUGGAGAAUGGAAGUAACUCUAGUGGCACAGAUAAGUUUUUAUUAUUGGCUAUGAUUAUGGCUUCUUAUUUAUUCUUUUUUGUAUUGGUUUCCAAGUUGAAUGACCUCAUAACAAAUAUUUGUUGUAACAGUGAAACUUGUUUGCCAACAAAUAAAUUACUGAUUAAGAUUUAUCACUUAGCUACGACAAAAGUUCUGGUGUUUUGUCUGGGUCUUGGAACACUUUUAUAUGGAUAACAGUGAAGGACCUCCAGAUGAUGGAACGAUCAAUUCUUUUUUUUAAUUAUCCGUUAAUAUCCCUCAUUAGCCCUCUGUCCAUUUCAGUGCCAAAUACAUUUGGCCCAGCAACAGUGGAUGUGCUCUG
Molecule: messenger RNA, 6608 nt
Organism: Toxotes jaculatrix (banded archerfish)
Lineage: Eukaryota; Metazoa; Chordata; Actinopteri; Toxotidae
Product: adhesion G protein-coupled receptor L3-like
Exons: 23
Coding region: 380-4879 (1499 amino acids)
Biological process (GO): synapse assembly; brain development; cell surface receptor signaling pathway
Cellular component (GO): membrane; cell-cell junction; glutamatergic synapse
Molecular function (GO): G protein-coupled receptor activity; carbohydrate binding
Source: RefSeq, a predicted model, not a curated record